Rana temporaria (common frog) is the source of this 1178-nucleotide messenger RNA. It is a transcript of the gene DIO3, whose product is annotated as iodothyronine deiodinase 3. Gene Ontology annotation, molecular function: thyroxine 5'-deiodinase activity. The transcript has a single exon. NCBI's taxonomy places the organism in Eukaryota, Metazoa, Chordata, Amphibia, Anura, Ranidae. The record is from RefSeq and is a predicted model, not a curated record.
GGAUGGAUUGGGGGGGGGGGGCUGCUACAUUGGGGUCCCCGGUGCCCAGGCUGACCCCCUAUUUUUGGGGCUCCUUAUCUUUCUUUAGCCCCCCCCCCCUCCAUGGAGAGAGGAAAGUUGGUGAUCCUCCCCCCAGAGCUGUGAUUGGGGGUCCUUGUGGGGCUCUCGGACUGACCCCCCCCUGUAUUAUUUGGGGGGGGGGCACGUUAUCUUUUUGAGGUCAUUGGAGAAGGUAAUCCCCCGGCUGGAGAGGCGGGUCUGUCCGGAGGUGGAGUCUUGAUUUAUAAAAUGGGGGGUGACCGAGGAGCGGGUGUUCAGAAGCGCCUGGGAGCCCCCCAGUGUCACCAUGCUCCCCGCUCCGCACACCUGUUGCCGGCUCCUCCAGCAGCUCCUCGCCUGCUGCCUGCUGCUCCCCCGCUUCCUCCUCACCGCCCUCCUCCUCUGGCUCCUGGACUUCCCGUGUGUCCGCCGGAGGGUGAUCCGCGGGGCCAAAGAGGAGGACCCGGGGGGGGCCCCCGAGAGGGAAGAAGACCCCCCACUCUGCGUCUCCGACACCAACCGCAUGUGCACCUUGGAGUCCCUGAAGGCGGUCUGGUACGGGCAGAAGCUCGACUUCUUCAAGUCGGCGCACCUUGGGGGAGGGGCCCCCAACACCGAGGUGGUGACCCUGGAGGGCCAACGGCUGUGCCGGAUCCUGGACUUCUCCAAGGGCCACAGACCCCUGGUGGUGAACUUCGGCAGCUGCACCUGACCCCCCUUCAUGGCGCGCCUGCAAGCCUACCAGCGCCUGGCCGCGCAGCGCCUCGACUUCGCCGACUUUCUGCUGGUCUACAUCGAGGAAGCCCACCCCUGCGAUGGCUGGCUCAGCACAGACGCCGCCUACCAGAUCCCAACCCACCAAUGCCUACAGGACCGGCUCCGCGCCGCGCAACUCAUGCUGCAAGGGGCCCCCGGGUGCCGGGUGGUGGCGGACACCAUGACCAACGCCUCCAACGCCGCCUAUGGCGCCUACUUCGAACGCCUCUACGUCAUCCUGGACGGCAAGGUGGUCUACCAGGGGGGCCGGGGCCCCGAGGGCUACAAGAUCGGGGAGCUCAGGAACUGGUUGGAUCAGUACCAGACCCGAGCAACCGGGAAUGGGGCGCUGAUCAUACAGGUGUAGAGCUCACCCGAGCAAC